GGUCAUUAAACCGGAUCUUUCCUUUUACUCCCCUUUUUUCCUUUUAUGCAUUAUUACAACCUAACAGCUAUUAGGGUUUCAGAGAAGUGAAUGCUUAACAGGAGCAAUGACGAUACUCAACACAAAGCAAAUUCUCCAGGACAACAAAACAAACGAUUCUAACGCCAUUACAUCUCUCACUCUCACCUUCAAAGCUCUCUCCGAUGUCUCAUGCUUGAGUGAUUUCAAGAACCUAGAGAAGCUUGACCUUACUUUCAACAAUCUCUCUUCUUUAGAGGCGAUCAAGGUGUGUGUCAAUUUGAAGUGGUUAGCGGUUGUACAGAAUAAGCUGAGGAGCUUGAAAGGGAUUGAAGCGCUUACUAAACUCACUGUGUUAAAUGCCGGGAAAAACAAGCUUAACUCAAUGGAUGAGGUGACAUCAGUUAUUACCUUGCGUGCACUAAUUCUGAAUGAUAAUGAGAUUACUUCUAUACCAAAGCUUCAUCAAAUGAAGGCGCUUAAUACACUUGUCCUUUCUAGAAAUCCGAUCCAGGAAAUUGGUGAAUCUAUGACAAAGCUUAAAUUAAUUUCAAAAAUAUCUCUUUCUCAUUGCCAAAUUCAAACCAUUGGAUCUUCACUGAAGUCCUGCACUGAAUUGAGAGAGCUCCGACUUGCUCACAAUGGUAUCACGAAUCUCCCAGAUGAUUUGGCAUGUAAUACGAGAAUGCGGAUAUUGGAUAUAGGAAACAACUCCAUUCGAAGGUGGUCAAAUCUCAAGGUGCUGUCUUCAUUGGUAAACCUCAGAAAUCUAGAUCUACAAGGAAACCCCAUCACCGAGAAAGGGAAGUUGGCAAGAAAGAUGAAGAAACUAAUACCAAGCUUGCAGAUAUAUAAUGCUAAACCAAUAGAGAAAAUUUUGGAAAAUGAGGAUGGCAGAAUUAAUGAUUCUUCUGUUGAUGCUGGUAACAUGCGGGCAGUUAAGAAACCUAAGCAGCUAGAUCGGAGCAAGGAAAGUGGUAGCCUGGAAAAUGAUGUUGCUGGUCCAAGCAAAGACACUGAUGUAGAUGGUAAUGAAGAUUUUUCCGUGGAGAAGAAAUUGAAACCUAAAAGGAAGAAUAGAGACGUAGAACCCCUGGAGAAAGCUAAGAAACGACCAAUGUCUGAGGAUUUGAAACAGGAUGAUAACAAAUUUAAUAAAGAUGAUAAAUCUUCGUAUCUGAAUCCUGAUAUUAAGAACACUUUAUUGCUGGAAAAACAUGAAUUUAAGGUAAGCUCGAAGAAAAAAACUGGGGACAAGGUGCAACUCAGCAAAGAUAAGAUGAACGUGACCAUUGAUGAUGGAGAAAUUCCGUUUUCUGAUUUUUUCACGGCUGAUAUUGCUGAAAAUGCUGUUACUCAAAAUGAAAAUAUGAAGUUAAAACAAGACAUCCAUAGUGGAGGUGAAGCAGUGACCUUCCCAAAGAAUAAAAAGAAAAACAAGGGAGGAAUCUCUGGAGCUUCUGCUCUUCAGUCGCUGAUGCCAGCAAAUGAGAUUGGAUUGGGUGGCCCAUCAGCUUGGAAUGAGUAGUUCCUGCUGUUGCCUGUUGACUUGAGAGAGUACUAUUGGAUUUAGAACUUAUGCUUGUGUUGAUCACAAGCUUGCUGCGAUGUUGAUGGUUUGGUAUCUGCUUAACGGUGGUGAAGGGCAUAGGGCAUUAAAAGUUGUCCUUCUUGUGAUUGCUGGAUGGUACCUAAGUUGCUCCAUUGAAGGUUGCACAUGGACCUACAUAGAGCUUUUCUGAAACUUUUAGCAUACAUUCGCGACUUUAGUGAACAUUUAUUUAAGAUAUCUGCUUUAUUUUGAACCAUUUUUUUUUUUUUUUUAAAUAAAUUAUUGGCAAUACUUUUAUUAGCUGUAUUUGACAGAGGUUCAAUGCCGAGUAUGUACUUCUGGAGUUUGGACUAGUCUAGUCUAAUAUCAUUUAUAACUUUUGGACA
Daucus carota subsp. sativus is the source of this 1956-nucleotide messenger RNA. RefSeq lists its product as uncharacterized. Bases 107 to 1546 code for a protein of 479 amino acids. The record is from RefSeq and is a predicted model, not a curated record. Gene Ontology annotation, molecular function: protein binding. Lineage: Eukaryota; Viridiplantae; Streptophyta; Magnoliopsida; Apiales; Apiaceae. The transcript has 11 exons.